GCGCGGAGGGAGGUGAGCGGCGCGGAGCCGGCAGGCAAGGAGGAGGCCGGCGAGGGAGGCCCCGCCCCCGCCUCUCAGAGCCGGCUUCUCGCCGCCGCCGAACCCSCUCACUUUGCCUCUCGCCUCUGGACGGCUGCGGGGCAGCUGCCCGAGCUGCGGCGGGCGGGAGCGCCUCCCGGGACCUGGAGUCUUCCGCACGGCGCCUCCCCUCGGCGCCCGCGCCCCUCAGGGAGGACGGCGCCGCCGCCUUGGAGAGGGCACCCCGGCAUCGCAGGGGGCAUCCCCCGGCGCGAGGGGCGGCGGCGCCAACACAGACUCGUUCCCAGCCAGUGGGGCGCAGCGCUGGCGCCGGAGGGGACUCCCCGGCCACCCGCAGGUACUGCCGCGCGGAAGGCGCGCUGCUAGCAGCGACGCUGGGCUGCCGAGGAGGCUAAAGCCGAGGGGCCCCGGGCCGGUGCGGGGCAGAGAGGAACCCCGAGGGAGAGCGGGCCCCGACGGCGCUCUCCCCGGUCUGCCAGAGGCAGGCAGGCCCCACGCGGCGGCCGGGCGACCCUUGAGCUGAGGGUCCCCAGGGCAGCCAGCCAUGACCUUCGGGCGCAGCGGGGCGGCCUCGGUGGUGCUGAACGUGGGCGGCGCCCGGUACUCGCUGUCUCGGGAGCUGCUCAARGACUUCCCGCUACGCCGGGUGAGCCGGCUGCACGGCUGUCGCUCGGAACGCGACGUGCUCGAGGUGUGCGACGACUACGACCGUGAGCGCAACGAGUACUUUUUCGACCGGCACUCGGAGGCCUUCGGCUUCAUCCUGCUCUACGUGCGCGGCCACGGCAAGCUGCGCUUCGCGCCGCGGAUGUGCGAGCUCUCCUUCUACAAUGAGAUGAUCUACUGGGGCCUGGAGGGCGCGCACCUCGAGUACUGCUGCCAGCGCCGCCUCGACGACCGCAUGUCCGACACCUACACCUUCUACUCUGCGGAAGAACCGGGCGCGCUGGGCCGCGACGAGGUGCGACCCGGCGGGGCCGAGGCGGCUCCCUCCAGGCGCUGGCUGGAGCGCAUGCGGAGGACUUUUGAGGAGCCCACGUCGUCGCUGGCCGCUCAGAUCCUGGCCAGCGUGUCCGUGGUGUUCGUGAUUGUGUCCAUGGUGGUGCUGUGCGCCAGCACGCUGCCCGACUGGCGCGCAGCAGCCGCUGACAACCGCAGCCUGGAUGACCGGAGCAGGUACUCCGCCGUCCCUGGGAGGGAGCCCUCCGGGAUAAUUGAAGCUAUCUGCAUAGGGUGGUUCACUGCAGAGUGCAUCGUGAGGUUCAUCGUCUCCAGAAACAAGUGUGAGUUUGUCAAGAGACCCCUGAACAUCAUUGACUUACUGGCAAUCACGCCAUAUUACAUCUCCGUGCUAAUGACAGUAUUUACAGGGGAGAACUCUCAGCUACAGAGGGCUGGAGUCACCUUGAGGGUGCUCAGAAUGAUGAGGAUUUUUUGGGUGAUUAAGCUUGCCCGUCACUUCAUUGGUCUUCAGACACUUGGUUUGACUCUCAAGCGAUGUUACCGAGAGAUGGUUAUGUUACUUGUCUUCAUUUGUGUUGCCAUGGCAAUCUUUAGUGCACUUUCUCAGCUUCUUGAACAUGGGUUGGACCUGGAAACAUCCAACAAGGACUUUGCCAGCAUCCCCGCUGCCUGCUGGUGGGUGAUUAUCUCUAUGACUACAGUUGGCUAUGGAGAUAUGUAUCCUAUCACAGUGCCUGGAAGAAUUCUUGGAGGAGUUUGUGUUGUCAGUGGGAUUGUUCUGUUGGCAUUACCUAUCACUUUCAUCUAUCAUAGCUUUGUGCAGUGUUAUCAUGAGCUCAAGUUUAGAUCAGCUAGAUAUAGUAGGAGCCUCUCUGCCGAGUUCCUGAAUUAAUGCAUUGCAAAUCAAUUCUUGCAUACRCUUGGUUUGAUAGAAAGA
Messenger RNA from Urocitellus parryii (Arctic ground squirrel), 1939 nucleotides. RefSeq names its product potassium voltage-gated channel modifier subfamily G member 3 (gene Kcng3). Gene Ontology annotation, biological process: protein homooligomerization; potassium ion transmembrane transport; action potential. NCBI's taxonomy places the organism in Eukaryota, Metazoa, Chordata, Mammalia, Rodentia, Sciuridae. Gene Ontology annotation, cellular component: membrane; voltage-gated potassium channel complex. The record is from RefSeq and is a predicted model, not a curated record. Gene Ontology annotation, molecular function: delayed rectifier potassium channel activity; protein binding.